GUUCCAUUCCCCGAUGAAUAUACGCCCGCCGCAAACCAGUAGUCAAUGCUAACUUUUCUGAUUGGCGCCAACGCAAUGAGGCUGGAGAAUCCCGAGCCGCCCAUGUGUAACGCGAUCGCCGCCUCCGGCCCCGCCGGGGAGACCUCGCCCGCAGCCGAGGUUGACGGCGCCGAGGAGGGACUCUUAGUUCCGCCGCUGAAUUUCGCCAUGGUGGAUUACAGCGUCUUCCGUUCCGGAUUCCCCGAUCCUUCCAACUUCCCGUUCCUGCAAACCCUAGGCCUCCGCUCUAUUAUAUGUUUGUGUCCUGAACCGUAUCCUGCGGCGAAUCUGGAGUUCCUCAAUUCGAAUAGGAUUCAGCUUUUCCAAUUCGGCAUCGAAGGAUCAAAGGAGCCAUUUGUAAACAUUCCAGUGGAUAUGAUACGGGAAGCACUAAAAGUUGUCCUUGAUGAAAAGAAUCAUCCGCUGCUUAUUCAUUGUAAAAGGGGAAAGCACCGUACAGGUUGUGUGGUGGGGUGCUUGAGAAAGAUACAGCGAUGGUGCCUCACGUCCAUUUUUGACGAGUACCAGAGGCAUGCUGCCGAAAAGGCUAGGGUCUCAGACUUGCGAUUCAUAGAGCUGUUUGACUUCAACCAGCCAACACAAUUCAUUUCAUGCUCAAAGAAUUGACGAUUAGGUAUGAAAAUUGCAGUUUUGAUCGCCUUCUUUUCUUCUUCUUCCAGUUUCUAUGUUAUGGAAUAAAAAGGAUAAUGGGCUUUUUCGUAAUUCUAAAUUUUGAUUGUGUUCCAUUCUGAUAAAUGAUAAUGUUGCUAUGGGAUUUUGUUAGAUUGAAGAAAUGAGAAUGCAAGAAGGAUUUAAAAAGAAAAGGAGUUACUGGUACAAGUGACUGGACCUUCUAACUAACACAUGGCUCAAGAUCACUCCAAAUGGAUGUGCGCAUCAUUGGUGUUAGACUUCUAAUCCAUUUUGCCUGGUAGAAAUGACGACUGCCAAACAAGCCAUCAUAGACAAGCGCCCUUAUCAUCUUCCACUUAGAAUCAUGUCUAGCUAGCUCAUAUCUCUAGAAACACAGUGGAACAAUGAUUUCAUAGCCCACGACACUACUAUCCAUUUUUAUUCACUACACAAAGAAAUUGGAAACCUGUUC
Messenger RNA from Cuscuta campestris, 1144 nucleotides. Lineage: Eukaryota; Viridiplantae; Streptophyta; Magnoliopsida; Solanales; Convolvulaceae. The record is from the annotation of a GenBank genome assembly.